UCUGAUUUUCUAUUUUACCCUCCACCAUUCCCCGUAAUACCUGUCCAUUAUAAGCUUCUGCUAAAGUUGUAUUGUAAAGUCCCUCUCCUUGUCUUCCACUCCCCUUUACCGUUUCCCCUUCCCCAGUUCAAUGGCAGACCUGAAACCCGAACCUUCCUCUUCAAUGCCCGACCCACCACCUUGCUUCGAACCCAGUUCACACCACGUAACCGUCCCUACCGGGUUAACCGACGACGAGUUCUCUGAGUUGAUCCCUUCCAUAACCGAGUUCCACACCUACUCAGUGGGUCCAGGUCAGUGUUCUUCCUUAUUAGCCCAGCGUAUCAACGCCCCUCACACCGCCGUCUGGUCCGUUGUACGGCGUUUCGACAAACCCCACACUUACAAACACUUCAUCAAGAGCUGUUCCGUGAAGGAAGGUUUCCAAAUGGUCGUGGGCUCCACGCGUGACGUCAGCGUGAUAUCCGGGUUGCCGGCUGCUACCAGCACCGAGAGACUCGAUAUUCUGGACGAUGAGCGAGAGGUCACCGGGUUUACCGUUCUUGGAGGUGAGCAUCGGUUGCGUAAUUACAGGUCGGUGACUACGGUGCAUGGUUUCGAGCGUGACGGGAAGAUCUGGACCGUCGUUUUGGAAUCUUACGUUGUUGAUAUCCCUGAAGGGAACUCGGAGGACGACACGCGGCUGUUCGCCGAUACCGUCGUCAAGUUGAACUUGCAACAGCUGGCGUCCAUCACCGAAGGUUUAGCGCGUGAUGCUACCGCUGCUGACGGUAAUAAACCACAGGUGAUGUGAAGGAGAAAAAAAAAAAAAGACAAAAGAGACAAAUACUCAAAUUAGGUUAGGAUUAACACUCUUCAAGAAUAUUUAAAAAUAAAAAUAUAUAUGAGAAUUUAAAAUUUUAACAUUAGAUUUUUUUUUAAAUUUCCUAUUCUGUGAUUAUCAUUUUUAUGUUAAUGUUUAUUUCCUUUUCAGUUUUAAUCUCAAUGCAGUUGUGCAUAAAUGUGUUGAUCAUUUGAACCAAUAUUAUCAUUUUGUUAGGAUUAAAUUUUAGUAAGCAUUAAAUGUUUGUAAUAAAGAGGGGAUUAAGGAAGCAAGUAAUAGUUGGAUUUGAGAA
Gossypium arboreum is the source of this 1115-nucleotide messenger RNA. Its product is annotated as abscisic acid receptor PYR1-like. Gene Ontology annotation, molecular function: protein phosphatase inhibitor activity; signaling receptor activity; abscisic acid binding. Gene Ontology annotation, biological process: abscisic acid-activated signaling pathway. The transcript has a single exon. The coding region runs from base 131 to 793 and encodes 220 amino acids. Lineage: Eukaryota; Viridiplantae; Streptophyta; Magnoliopsida; Malvales; Malvaceae. The record is from RefSeq and is a predicted model, not a curated record. Gene Ontology annotation, cellular component: nucleus; cytoplasm.